Molecule: messenger RNA, 2154 nt
Organism: Oncorhynchus nerka (sockeye salmon)
Lineage: Eukaryota; Metazoa; Chordata; Actinopteri; Salmoniformes; Salmonidae
Exons: 10
Coding region: 417-2150 (577 amino acids)
Source: RefSeq, a predicted model, not a curated record
GGUAGAUAGGGUUACAGCCCUGACCAGCUGUGGGCUGGCUACCACCAUUUUCAUCUUUAGUUGUUUUCAGCCUUAAUUGAUUUCAGCCUUCGUAUUCAUUGUUUUCAGCCUUAGUAUAUGUUGAUUUCAGCCUUAGUAUUCAUUGUUUUCAGCCUUAGUAUUCAUUGUUUUCAGCCUUAGUAUAUGUUGUUUUCAGCCUUAGUAUUCAUUGUUUUCAGCCUUAGUAUUCAUUGUUUUCAGCCUUAGUAUUCAUUGUUUUCAGCCUUAGUAUUCAUUGUUUUCAGCCUUAGUAUUCAUUGUUUUCAGCCUUAGUAUAUGUUGACUGUUUUAUGUUGACACACUGUGACUGUUGGAGGCUUUGCGUAUUUUGACCAACUGAAUUGACAGAUACUGGAAUCUUAUUAAUAAGCCGUGUGAUGUUGGACGUCCUGAUAAUAGGUGGAGGACCCCAGGCCCUGACCCUGGCCACCCUGCUGUCCUGUCCAGAUCAGGCCCUGUCCCCACCUCUCCCCAACACAGACAUCCUCCAGGGGAUCCAGCUCAGCCAGGGCAGGGCCAAGACCAGCCGCUCUAAGAGCAAGAGAGGAGGAGCUACCCGACAGCAGACAGCCGAGCCCGAGGAGCAGGCCGCUCCAGACCCAGAGUCAGUUUCAUCCUGCCCUCCGCUGGCCUUCAGAGUGGUGGACUCAUACGGAGCAUGGACCUCGCUGUGGGAGAGCCAGUUCAGAGCACUCAACAUCCCUCACCUUCGCUCACACACCCUGGUGCACACAGACCCACUCAAUAAGAGGGCUUUGCAGGAGUUUGUUCUGGAGAAGGAUCGGACAGCGGAGCUACACUGCCUCCCUGACCACACCUUCAUUCUGGAUGAGAACGCCUUCUUCAACGACAUGCGUCUGGGCAAGAAGGACAGGAGGAGACUGAGCAGCAGCAGAGGCCUACAGAAGAGCCUGUACUUUAGCCUGCCAGGCACCAGGCUCAGUGUGGACUUCUUCAUGCAGCAGGUGGACAAAUAUGGCCUGGACAGUGUCCUGACAAAGGGCACAGUGGACAGACUGACCCCUGUCAUGUCAGAAGGAAUUGUGACAUCAUUCAGGGUAUUCCUUCAGAACGGGGACGUCCUCGAGGCUAGGCGGGUAGUCAUGGCGACCGGGCCGACCCGUGCCCAGAUGGCCAACAUUCCUUUCUGGGUGUCGUCCAUAGCGGAGAGCUACCCUGAGGAACGCCUGCAGCACACCGUGCAGCUCAUGCACCACCACUCACGGUCAACACGGCAACAGGAACCAAGAAGCCAGAACCAGGAACAGGAAGAGAGUUCUUCUUCUCUCUCAUCAGCAGGUACCCAUGUGGUGUGUGAGCCUGGCCAGAGGGUGGUGGUGGUUGGUGGAGGCCUGACCAGCGCUCACGUCAUCUCCAUCGCUCUGCAGCAAGGAGCCAGUCAUGUGACCUGGGUGAUGCGCAAACACUUACAGCUGAAGCAGUUUGAUGUGGGUGACGUGGAAAGCCUGGUGGGCCGGUACUCCCAUGUGGAGCACGGCAUCAAGAUGGACGGCCUGGCCUACCUGCGGCAGUUCUACAACGAGAGCAGCGUCCAUAAGAGACUGGCCAUGAUCAGACAAGCCAGGAAGGGAGGGGCAGUUACACCUGAGGCCUACGCAGCCCUGCAGCCCUACAUCCAGACUGGACAGCUGUCUGUCCGAGCAUACUGCCAGGUGACUGAAGCUAAGUGGUGCUAUGAAAGCCAGGUGUGGAGACUGUCACUGUGUGGACAGAAUGGCUGUGAGACUUGGACUGGGGACAGGAUAUGGCUGGCUACAGGAUGCAAACUGGACGUCAACCAAGACCCUAUGCUCUCUUCUGUCAUCAAGGAAUUCCCUAUUCAGGUCCUGGAUGGCUGGCCUUGUAUAUCUGAGAGCUUGCAGUGGGCUCCAGGCUGUCCUCUGUACCUGAUGGGACAGUACACAGCACUUCAGGUUGGUCCGCACGCGCUGAAUCUGGCAGGAGGACAGGCUGCAAGCGCGCGCAUCGCGAAGGACAUAAUAUUCCAGCACAGCCGGAGUGGUUACGGAGGGACAGGGACACAAACCACCGUGGAGAGAGCACACACCGAAGAAUACAUUAGGCAGAUGCACGGGCUGAUGUGGUUAUGAUUAA